Molecule: messenger RNA, 3581 nt
Organism: Hemiscyllium ocellatum (epaulette shark)
Lineage: Eukaryota; Metazoa; Chordata; Chondrichthyes; Orectolobiformes; Hemiscylliidae
Gene: odad1
Product: outer dynein arm docking complex subunit 1
Exons: 15
Coding region: 203-1852 (549 amino acids)
Biological process (GO): outer dynein arm assembly; cilium movement
Cellular component (GO): axoneme
Source: RefSeq, a predicted model, not a curated record
CUUCUGAAAUAAACAACCAUUUUCUGAAACACCAAAAACAAAUUGCUGGAGAAAUUCGGCAGGUCUGGCAGCAGCUGUGGAAAGAGAAACAAGGAUAACGUUUGGAGUCCGGUGACCCUUAUUCAGGGCAGCACUUUCUGGAGGAAGGUUUCGGUUCCGGCUCUGACUGCACCCUCCAGCUGGGAUAAUCUAGAAGAUAACAAUGCCUCGUGGAAGUGCCUCAAGCAACCAUUCCAAUGCAAGUAAUGGAGACAUGGAGGGACUUGCUGAAACAGAGUUGGCAAAGCUGCAGCAUCAGUUUCGAAUCAUGGAAGGAGACUGCCAGGCCUACACGCUUGAGUCACAGCAGCUGCUCAGGAAACAGUUGGCGGAAAUUGAGAACCUGGAAAAGGAACGUGAGGAGCUAAUGUUGAACCUAAGGCUGUUAGACAGUAAACGCAACCAGAAAGAGGACCAGGAAAACAUUGAAAGUGUUCAGAAUAUGCUCGGCUACCAGGAAGAACUGGAGGACCAAAUUGCUAGAGAGAAGCAAAUGAUCAUGGAUCUUGAACAUGAGGUAAAGAUAUUGAAGCAAAAGAUCUUUGAGCAGAAGAAGGGCUUGAGUAAAAAUGUAAAUGUUCAACUGAUGAAUGAACAAACAGUGAAGAACAUUGGAAUCAUGGAGGACAGGUUGGACAGGGCCCUGAGGAAGUUUAAUACCCAGCUUACGAGGAAUGGGGAGUUGAGGGAGCAGAUUGACACUCUACGUGUUGAGCGUGCAAGGUUUGAGCAGCUCCAGAAAAAACUGGGAAAAGAACUUCUCGAGAUUCGAAAGGAAAUUGGUUCUGUGAUUGACACUUCAACUGCUGCAUACGAAGCUAGGGAUGAGGCACAGACAAAGAUGCAGCAGAUGAAGGAGAAGGCAGAAAAGGACCUGGCACUGCAUGCGGCUGAGAUGAAGGAACUUCAAAGAGUUAUUGACCACGAUAGGAAGCUGAAGGAGUUUAUGGGAAUUAAAACUCAGGAGCGAUUGAGUGAAGAUGAGGCAUUACACGGCUUCCACAAGCGAGAACGUGGAGACUCAGCAAGGAAAAAGAAGGACACAAGGGAAGAGACUGUGGAGAUGUAUGAAGCUGCCUUCCAGCAGAUCCGAGCACUCACAGGAGAGGACAAUCUGAAUGUGGUGGUGGCAAAGUUCAAAGAAGUGGAAGAUCGGAACUUUGCAUUGUUUAAUUACAUCAAUGAGCAGAACAGUGAAAUUGAGAGACUGCAGGAGGAGAUUGUUGAUAUCCAGGCACAAAUUGAAGUCUUCAAAUCACAAGAACAACAAAGGGAGCAAGAACAUAAAGUCAUUCUAAAGAAGAUCGAAACUCAACAGGAGGAAGCAAGCAAACAGGCUACCAAAUAUGACAACAGAAUCAAAGGGGUCAGAAAGAUACUCGACCAACUCAAAGAAAAAAUUGAUUCACUAUUUAAUGGAAUGAACUGUGAUCGAUCUGUUUUGGAUGAAAUGUUGGGGUCUUCAUCUGGAAUCCGGGAUAAUAAUGUAAUGCAGUACCUGGGCCUCAUUGAACAGCGCACCAAUGAACUACUGUCUAUCCAAUCCUACCUUGCAUCUAAGGAUUAUGACAAGCCUUAUGACCCACGGGAAGCUGCCAUUUUGUUAAUGGGCCAGAAUCUGAAAAAGCCUCCACCACCAGUCUACAUUGAACCUCCCAGCACAGGAAAUGAUAAUGACAGUGACAUGGAGUCUCCAGUGACUGAUGAGGAGGAGAGGCCCCUGACUCAGAAUGAACUACGGCAAAGAAUAUUGAAAGGGGUGAUGAAGAAAGAAGCAAAGGCUUUAAAGAAAAGCAGCCAUUAUGACCACUAACUGCAAAAGUUCUGAAGGCCUCAAAGUAGUACUAUCAACCAUGAAAUGCUGAAGAAGAUCAUAUUCACAAGAUUUACUACUUCAUGCUUACAGAAAUUGCCAUGACUGCACCAUUUUCUCUUUCCAGUCUCUUUACUCAGUAUGUUUUUUCCCUAAAUUUGUUCAUGGGAUGUGGGCAUCACUGGCUAGGCCAUCUCUAAUUGCCCUGGAGGAAGUGAUGGUGAGUUGCCUUCUUGAACCAGUGUAGUCUUUGGCAUGUGUAGACACUCACAGUGCUGUGAGGAAGGGAGUUCUGUGUUGACUCUUUGCUGGCUGUCAAUUUUAGAUCACAGUGCAUUUUUUAAAUUAGAAGUCUUGUAAUUGCAGAAUAAGCAUGAAUGGAAUUAAAUCAUUGCCCCUUGUAUAAUUCUGUCAAGAGGAACUUGCCAGGUCACUCUAAAUAGUAUUAGCUAUGAAUUUGCUUAUGGAUGCAGAUUGUUGAAGCUGAGAAUUGGAAACUCCCAAGAGUUAAUUAAUUGGGAUAAUCAUGGUCAUGGAAACACUGUAGGUCAUUAAUAGUAAUUGCUAUAGUUCAAUAUUUAUAAUAAGCUAUUCUUUUGUAAUUAAAUAGCGAGAAGCAUAUUGCCUCUUUGAUUCAGUGAGUAUGAUUCAGUCUGGACAGUGACUUCACCAGAUUUUUCUGCCCCAAAUUAGCUGGAAGUCUCUGUUGAAAGGCCAUUGGGUACAGAGUUAUGUUUGAGAGCAAAAGGACAUUGAGUGAGAAACUCAGUGUUUGUCAUAAUCCUAAAAGAAUUUAAACUUCCAUACACAGCUAUUAUCUUCUGGUUAUGCUGAUGUAAAAUGUCUUUGGUAAGUUUUUUUCCAUUAAAGGCACUAUGUAACUGCAGUUAUUAUUGUUGGCAUGAGGUUUAGGUAUCUGAUGAUAACACAAAGUUGCAUUUAUAAUAUUACUUUCAACAUGAUGACAUAUCCUAAGGCUCUAAAGAGAAACCAUGCUGAAUCUUUAAGUGUAACAUUCUGAAAAUUGAGCUUCUUGUCGAUUCAAUUUACACGGAUUAGAUCACUGUGUUUCAACUUGAUUAGAGUGUUUCUCUGGUCUAUUUCUAUAAUAACAGAAACAUUUGUGACAGCAUUUAAUCCACUCUGAUAGAUGUGUAAAAUAUGGGUUUUCUGUCACACUCUGUAAUAAUUUACUGAGGCUCCUUCCAUUACUUAGAAGGACAAGGGCAACAGGUUCAAAAUAUUUCCAGCUCUAAAUAUCCCUCCAAGUCAGAUUCCCUUUGUCAUCGUGUGAAAAUAGCUUUCACAUUCCAACAAUGAAUACAGAUAUUUGCUAGUUAGAAUGCAUUCUAAUGAUACAUUUUAAUUUUAAAGUAGUUUGAAAUGUAGGCAACUUAGUUGAACACUGCUGCGAGCCAUGCCCAUCAUUUUCACUUUAGCAUGGUUAGUGUGUGACUCAGUACCUCUUCAGCCAGGACUCUUGCCCUUCAGAACUCAGGGUAACUCCUUAGAAUUAGCAAAUAAAAGACACUUUUAAUCUUGGAAGUUCCAGAAUCUUUUGUUUUAAUUUGCAAUUAAAAAUAACAAAAUAAUUCUAAAUUUUCAUAUUCAGUAUUAAUCUGAUUGUAAUUUAUAAGUAAAUUCACUUCUUGUACAAAUAAAAUAAAACUAUUCACACUAAAAUUUGGAAAUCACUUUUACUUGUCUUUUUCUGAUGUUUUGCUUGGUG